Paramecium octaurelia is the source of this 1623-nucleotide messenger RNA. Lineage: Eukaryota; Ciliophora; Oligohymenophorea; Peniculida; Parameciidae. The record is from the annotation of a GenBank genome assembly.
ACAAUGUCCAAUCAAAUAAGCUAGAUUUUUGCUCCUAUCUAAUGCGAUGAUCAUAAAAAAGGGAUUGAUUUUAUAAAUUUAACAGCCCCAUUACCUCAAGGCUAGAAAAGGCUGUUAUGCGAACGUUGUGAUUUUAAUAAGAAUUGUGAGAAUGUGCAUUAUAAAACUGAUGUUGUUUAAUUUUUAGAAAAAAUUGAGUAAUAGGAAAAGGACUUUUUAGUUAAAUUAGAGAAAGCCUGUUAAAUUAUAAAAGAAUUAAAGGAGCAUCUAAAUUCAAUUGAAAAAUCAUUAGAAAGUCAAAAAUAAAAUAUAACACAAAAGUUAUGUAUCAGGCCCAAUAAUUCAUUAGGUAUAUUUCUAUAAAAGAAGAAUGCGUUGACUAAAGAUAUAGUCAAAGAAAUGAGUGAUGAACUUUGUCAACUAAUAAUGUAGAAAUAAGAUAAUAUCUAAUUGAACGCAGAAAAUAGCUCCACUAUUAACAUUGAAUCAUUAAAAAGGAUUGAAGAAAGUGAUUAAAGGAAAUUGGAAAAAUUGAUUAAUGAUUUCAAAUAAGUUUUGAAUUUAAGUGAUAAUUAGAUAAUGUAAUAAUCAUAAUAAUAAUAAUAAUAAUAAUAAUAAUAACAAUAAAUCCUAUAAGAAUAAUCCUAAUCUAUGCUAUAAUCAAACUAAUCAUUUAUCAAUACUCAUAUUAAUUAUGUAAAUACCUUUACAAAGAAUAUUGGGGAAUAAGUGAUACAUGAUGUAAAGUUUAAUAAUAAAGGCAAUAUUGUUGUAGUUUCAAGUAAUUUAAUUCCUGAUAAAAAUUGUUAUGCAUAAGUUUAUACAUUCUAGGAUAACAAUUUUACUCUUACUUAAAGUUUAGAUCUUCACGGAGGAGAUGUGAAAUCUAUUUGUUUUAUUUCAUAAGAUGAUAAUUUCUUCACAGCCUGUUAAGAUAAAAAAAUUAGAUUUUGGAAAAAAAAAGAAUAAAACAAAUGGGGUUUAGAUUAAGAACUAAUGGAAUUGAAAUCGCCUGCUAAUUGUAUUCAAAUGAAUCAUUCUGAGAAUUAUCUGGCCUCAGGAGGUGACUAUUUAUGUUUUUGGAAAAAAGCAAAUGAGAAAUGGAUUUAUGACACUGAGUUUUCUAAUUCAGAGCAAAAGAUACAAUCAUUGAGUUUUAAUUUAGAGGACAAAUUAUUAGCAGUAGGUUAUCACGAUUAUUUGAUAAAGAUUUUUGAAUAUUAUAACAAUAAAUGGAUUUAGAGAUAUUAAAUGGAAAAGUAAGCAAUUUUAAUAAACUACUUUAAUAAUAAGGAUCUAAUUGAAGUAUAAAAAAAUGGAUAUUUUAAUUAUUAUUUGUAUGAUAAUGAAAUUUCUGAUUAUUAGAUAGUUGGAACAUAUUUUAGUUAACAAAAUUACAAUUAUACUGCUGGGUUUUGUUAGUAAAAAGCAAUAUUAGCCUUGUCUCCAAAUGAAUAGGGAUAAACAAAUUUGCAUAUGAUAAAAGAGAACAGAAUUUCAGGGCCUUUAUAGAAAAUUCCUCAUAAAGGGGAUAAAUUGUUUUUUUCUAAGGAUGGGAAUUACCUUGCUAUUGUAUCAAAUUAAUAGCUAUUAAUUUAUCAAGAUGAGUAAGAAAGAUAUUGA